Molecule: messenger RNA, 1482 nt
Organism: Penicillium concentricum
Lineage: Eukaryota; Fungi; Ascomycota; Eurotiomycetes; Eurotiales; Aspergillaceae
Exons: 1
Coding region: 1-1482 (493 amino acids)
Source: RefSeq, a predicted model, not a curated record
AUGUCUCGAGUCACCUUCGAGAUCAGAGCCAGUGUGUCCCCUUCGAAGGCUGGUCUUGUCUUUGCAGCAAUUGGUGUCGAUAUCGACACAAACCCCCAAGAUGAAGACGCCGUCCUCCACUGGAUUCGAGAUAUCUACAAUCCUGUGUUGUACAAUGGUCUCUCCUGGGGAAGUGACUGGAGGGAAAUUUUCAAAGGUAGAAGGGCAACUGAGAUCAAACGUAGGUUCGCCGAGAGGCUUUCUGAGUUGCCAGCUUCAGUUCUUGCUCAUGUCCCAGAUCCAAGAGAGCUUACUGAGCGUUUGUGGGAUGUUAUUCGAUUUUGCCGCUUCACUGACCCCGCAUGGAGAGUCACCGAUCCUGCUUAUCCUAUUCAUUAUUUUCGUCCUGUUGCUCCUGUUGCUCCUGUUGCUCCUGUUGCUCCUGUUGCUCCUGUUGCUCCUGUUGCUCCUGUUGCUCCUGUUGCUCCGACCCUUGCUGAUACAAAGGCAGCAACAGCAAUAGUAUCACCAAAUGCUCCUGCUCCUACUCCUGCUCCUGCUCCUAUUCCUCCUCUUCCUGAUAUGGAUACUACGAUCCCUGUUCCUGUUUUUGAUCCUGUUACUAUUCUCCCUCUUCCUGAUAUGGAUACUACAAUCCCUGUUCCUGUUUUCGAUUCUGGGACUAUUCCUCCUCUUCCUUAUAUGGACACUACGAUUCCUGUUCCUACUCCUGUUCCUACUCCUGAUCCUGUUACUGCUCUUAUUCCUUGGGUUUAUUCUACCAACCCUACUUACAGUCCUCCUCUUCCUUUCAUGGACCCUAUAAUUCCUCCUCAUACUCCUACUCCUAUUCCUUUUCCUGACACCCCCCCUCCAGCUAACUCUGAACAGUUCGUCCCUCGUUCUGUAGCUAGCUCUUCACCAUGGAACUACGAUGUGGCCGCUGCGAUGGCAGCCCCAAGUCCGCCUCGUAUUGUGCCGGAGACUUUGCAAAACUAUAUCAUAAGUGCUAAUCGCAAGCGGAGUAUAGAUAUUAAAGUGGACGAAGAGGUUCUCUCGCCACAUCGGAAGAAAGCACGCACCUCUCGUGAGUCAAAAGGUAAGGCUGAAUGGACGACACUCACUACUCUGAGUGACUCGGAUUCAGAGAAGAGUGAGCGAACUCUGGAUGCGGAUGGCGAUAUCCAGAUGCGUGAUGGUAAGGCUUAUAAGGUUUAUAAGAUUGCUAAUAAGCCUGAUGAACCAGAGAAUAAGGCGUGGGGUUCUAAGAUGCGAGAUUAUUUCUCUGUUUUUGGCCGUAAAACUCCUGAUGAAGACCGGGAAGAUCUCUCAGAUUUUGAAAUGAGGGAUGCCGGGGAGACUUCCGAGGAGGAUGAGGGUAACAAGAGUGAGAAUUAUGGGAGUGAGAAUGAGUUUGAGGUUGAGUUUGGGCUUCUACCUGAGGUUGAGUCUAGCGGUGAUGAGGAUGAUGAGGAGGAUGAGGAGGAGGAAGACCAAAGAUGA